CUGCACUAAUGCUUAAUCACAACACAUUUCUUUAGAGAAAUUUUAGAGACACAAAGAGAGAUGAAGGUGUUCUUCUUUCUUCUUCUAUCUUUGCUUCUUUGUGAAGUGGUUUCUCCAUUGAGAGACAUUCCUCAAAGCUCAUGCUCUUCUUCAAAGCUUCAUGAAAAUUACCAUCACCAAAAAAUAAAUAACUCCGGUGUGCACUUCACACUACAUCACCCCCGCAACCCAUGUUCACCGGCCUCCCUCCACCACCUCCCCAUCUCCGACGUCCUCCACCACGACAAACUCCGCGUCUCCGGCCUCACUUCUCGUCUAACCACCAAACACCACAACAUACACCAUCGAGCUAACAACUUCGCCGCCAACAACCCAUCCCUCGUCUCCGUCCCCCUCUCACCUGGCAGCUCCUUGGGCGUCGGCAACUACAUUACCAUGAUUGGUUUAGGCACUCCUUCCUCCUCCUACGCCAUGGUUGUCGACACCGGCAGCUCCCUCACUUGGCUUCAAUGCUCACCGUGCCGUGUAUCUUGCCACGACCAAUCCGGCCCAGUGUUUAACCCAUCCUCUUCCGCCACCUACCAUUCCAUCCCUUGCUCCGCCACUGAAUGUUCCGGCCUCCAAUCCGCCACUCUCAACCCUUCCGCCUGCUCCAAUUCCAACGUCUGCAUCUACGAAGCCAGCUACGGUGACUCCUCCUUCUCCGUCGGCUAUUUAGGCAAAGACACACUCAGCUUCAGCUCAUCCUCGUUCACUAGUUUUGUCUACGGGUGUGGCCAGGAUAACGAAGGCCUCUUCGGCAAAUCGGCCGGCCUUAUCGGUCUCGCAAAAGAUAAACUUUCUUUACUAUCACAACUAGCACCGAAAAUUGGCAAUGCUUUCUCUUACUGUCUCCCUACAAAAUCCUCCACUGGAUUCCUAUCAAUUGGCUCUUAUGAUCCUUCUCACCUUGUUUUCACUCCACUGGUUAAGAGCUCACUUGAUAACAGUCUCUAUUUCAUCAAGCUUUCCACCAUUAAAGUUGCUGGCAAACCUUUGAGUGUGCCAACUUCAUCAAGCUAUUCCGAUACUCCGACGAUCAUCGAUUCAGGGACGGUUAUUACUCGGUUGCCGACCGAUGUCUACACCGCAUUGAGCAGUGCUGUAUCGGAUGCAUUGUCGAAGUAUCCGAGUGAAUCGCCGUAUUCGAUACUUGAUACUUGUUUCAAGGGAAGUGCGGCGAAUGUGGUGGCGCCGGAAGUGGUGUUAGUGUUUGAAGGAGGAGCUGAAUGGAAGCUUGGAACAAAGAAUGUGCUUAUUGAUGUUGAUGAUGGAAAGACAUGUCUUGCUUUUGCUCCGGCAGGGAGGGUGGCGAUCAUCGGAAACCGGCAGCAGCAGACGUUUAAGGUUGUUUACGAUAUCGGGAGCUCGAAGUUAGGGUUUGCUUCCAGUGCAUGUGGCUGAGCUGCCGGUGGUGGUGGUGAGCGGCGAUGACGGUCAAUAAUAGGUAUAAGGUGCCUAAUUAAAGGGUGUUUAUUCACCGGAAAAGAAGUGUCAGGAAGUCAUUGAAGUAGACUGAUUUCUCCCCGCUUCAGAUGUUUAUUUAUUUAUUUAUAAAAAUAUAGAGUAAGUGUAGAUAUAUACGUACGUGCAUGCAUGCAUGGUUUAUGUAGGGACAAGGAUCAUUGUUGAUUGGUAAUCUGAAUUAUUUAUGUGUGAACAUUAUUAAUGUUAUUCUCUUUGUUACGUUGAAUUUUAAAUGUGAAUUUUUAUAAAUUUAUUAUUUAGGUACA
Molecule: messenger RNA, 1772 nt
Organism: Dioscorea cayenensis subsp. rotundata (Guinea yam)
Lineage: Eukaryota; Viridiplantae; Streptophyta; Magnoliopsida; Dioscoreales; Dioscoreaceae
Product: aspartyl protease family protein At5g10770-like
Biological process (GO): proteolysis
Molecular function (GO): aspartic-type endopeptidase activity
Source: RefSeq, a predicted model, not a curated record